Molecule: messenger RNA, 3086 nt
Organism: Theobroma cacao (cacao)
Lineage: Eukaryota; Viridiplantae; Streptophyta; Magnoliopsida; Malvales; Malvaceae
Product: weak chloroplast movement under blue light protein (DUF827)
Biological process (GO): chloroplast avoidance movement; chloroplast accumulation movement
Cellular component (GO): cytosol
Source: RefSeq, a predicted model, not a curated record
UUUCUCUCCACUGUCUUUGCUGAUAUAAAAUUUUGUCUCAAACAGCUUUUGAAUAUUCAAACUUUCUCUCUCUAAGUUGCAAUAGUUACUAUUCGAAUCCUUCAAAAAUACUAAAAAAAAAAGAAGGUAGUAAAGCCCUUUUUGAAUAAAACCCACAAUAUUUUUCUUUUGCUGGAAGCCUACUUUUUAUUUUUUGGCCACGAAAAAUUUUCUUGUCAGAUUUUCUUGGGAGAUUCUUGUCAAAAGUUUGGAUUUUUCUUGGUGGGUUUUGGUCUUUGGGUUGAAAGAUUGAAAGGUUCUUUGAGUAAAAGAAGGAAUUGCAUGGAGAUCAAAGAAGAUGAUCAUGAAGAUGUGAAGGGCUUUUAGAGAAGGUGGUUCUUUGAUUUUUGACCCUUUGAUGAGCUUUUUGUUAUUGGGUUUUGAUUAGGGUUUUUGUUGUUUUUAUUGGGUUUAGCUGUUGAAAGGGUUCUUUGGCUUGAAUUUCUGGGAAAAAGAAAUUAAAGCUUCGUGUUCUUAAGGACAAGGAGGUGAUUUACUUAGUCUUUCUGGUUGAAGACUUGACAAGGAUAUUUAAGAGAAAUUAUAAACAAACAAAGCAUUAUGGUUGCAAAGGGACGCCAUAAUGCCACUGACUCUCCAAAAGUGGAAGUGGGAGAGAUAGACACUAGUGCACCUUUUCAAUCUGUUAAAGAUGCUGUCACUCUUUUUGGUGAGGGUGCUUUCUCAGGGGAAAAACCUGCCAUAAGAAAGGCAAAACCUCAUUCUGCAGAGAGAGUAUUGGCCAAGGAGACACAGCUUCACCUGGCACAAAAAGAGUUGAACAGGUUAAAGGAGCAACUAGAAAAUGCCGAGACAACCAAGGCUCAAGCACUUGUAGAGCUUGAAAGGGCUAAAAGAAUGGUUAAAGAUUUAACUGACAAACUCAAAACUGUUAAUGAAUCAAAAGAUUCUGCAAUCAAGGCUACAGAAGCUGCAAAGAAUCAGGCAAAGCUGAUUGAAGAAGCAAAUUCUAGUAGUCUCCCUGGACCUGAUGGUGCUAGGAACCAUGACUUGGAAACUUCAAGGGAACAAUACAUGACUGUGAUUACUGAACUUGAUGCUGCAAAACAAGAAUUGAGGAAGGUUCAUCAGGAUUGUGAUGCAUCCUUAGAAGCCAAAAUUGCUGCCUUUAACCAAACAGAAGAAGCUGAACAUGCAGCCAAGGUUAACAUGGAGAAAGUUGGGGAGCUCUCUCGGGAGAUUUCAGCUGUACAGGAAUCAAUCGGACAAGUGAAGCUUGCAUCUCUUGAAGCACAGCAAGAACAAGCUAAAAUGUUUGCUGAAAAGGAUACUCAGAGGCAAUUAUAUAAAGCUUCCCUGGAAGAGUCGACAAAGAAAUUGCUUGCUUUAAAGAAUGAAUUUGACCCUGAGCUUACACGAAAUCUUGAAGCACAACUCUCUGAAACGGUCAAUCAGAUUGGGGCUUUGCAGAAGCAGAUGGAAAAUGCAAAGGCUUCUGAUCUGGAGUCUGUGCAAACUGUUACUUCAGAGCUAGAUGGUGCUAAAGAGUCGCUGCAAAAAGUUGCUGAAGAGGAAAACUCCUUGAGAAGUUUGGCGGAGUCUCUUAAGAUGGAGCUAGAGAAUGUGAAGGAAGAGCAUUCUGAACUGAAGGAGAAGGAAGCAGCAACAGAGUCCAUUGCUGGGAAUCUGCAUGUCAAGCUUCGAAAAACUAAAGCUGAGCUUGAAGCUUUCCUUACAGAGGAAUCCAAAACAAGAGGUGCCUGUGAAGAAAUGAUUUCAACCCUCCAACAGCUAUUGGUGGAAGCAGAAAAUGCACGGCGAGAAGCAGAAGAGAUGAAGAAGGAAGCUGAGGAGUUAAGGUUGGAAGCUGAAGCCUCAAGAAUUGCACUUGAGGAAGCAGAACAGCAGCUGAGAGUUGCUCUGGAAGAAGCUGAAGCUGCAAAAGAAGCUGAGACCAAGGCGCUUGAUCAGAUAAAGAUGCUUUCUGAGAGAACUAAUGCAGCACGUGCCUCAACCUCUGAAUCUGGAGCCAAUAUCACUAUCUCCAGGGAAGAGCUUGAGUCUUUGAGCCGUAAAGUUGAAGAGUCUGAUAAUUUAGCUGAGAUGAAAGUGGCAGCUGCCAUGGCUCAGGUGGAAGCUGUGAAGGCUAGUGAAAAUGAGGCCCUCAAGAGGUUAGAGGCAACUCAGAAAGAGAUUGAAGACAUGAAGGUUGCUACUGCAGAUGCUUUGAAGAGGGCAGAGAUGGCUGAGGCAGCCAAGAGGGCAGUGGAGGGAGAACUUCGAAGGUGGCGCGAUAGGGAACAGAAGAAAGCAGCUGAAGCUGCAUCUCGGAUUCUGGCAGAAGCACAGAUGUCAGCAGAAUCAUCCCCACAGCACUACAGAAUUCAGAAGCAGAACCCGCCGGAGAAAAUUGUUCAGAUACGAAAGUUGGAAAAAGAAAAGUCUUCUGUCUCAAAGAAGGUACUUUUACCUAAUAUCAGCGGGAUCUUCAAUCGAAAAAAGAACCAAAUUGAGGGUGGAUCUCCCUCUUAUCUGCCUGGUGAGAAGGCUCUGUGACAUUGCAUUUGCCAGAUCUUUGUACAUUUAUCAAUGGUUGAGAGAAACAUGUUUGGUUGUGUGUACAUCUGAGAACAAAUCUCUGUUAUUCUUGUCUGUUUGAGGAAUUUAAAGUGGAAUAUCUAAGGCCUAGUUUGCAAGCAACGUGGGGAAACUGACAUCUGUGUGUAAGACUUGCAUAUCAAUCGAUGACUUAGCAAUGGAAAUGAAUGCUCGUGUAUUAGGUGCCAAUAGCUCAUCGAGGGCAAUGUGACAGCAAUGAUGUAGAUGAAGCUUUGGCAGUAAGCAAAUUUAGCCUUGAUGGCAUUGGUCACUAAACAGCUGGCCAUUGUGUUUCAUUGUGUCCUUGAGAUCAAUCAAAUGCAUCCAAUCCUCCAUGAUGUUAGUGUAAACCUUGUGAACAUGUUAAGUUGGUGUCCAACUUUAAGAAUGAAAGCAUUCUCCCUGUGAGAUCAAUGUAACAAAUCAAUCAUUUUGCUUCAACGUAAGCUGUUGGUGGAUGAGAAUUCAGUGUUGGGUUUGGUGGUUAA